GAGAGAGAGAGAGAGAGAGAGAGAGAGAGAGAGAGAGAGAGAGCAAUGGGGAACAGGCACCUCUGCUGCCUGUGCUUGCUCCUUCUCCUGGGACUGGCGUCCGGCCAGGUCCUGUUCCAGGCGUUCAACUGGGAGUCGUGGAAGCAGAGCGGCGGAUGGUAUAACCUCCUGAUGGGGAAGGUCGACGACAUCGCCUCCGCCGGCGUCACGCACGUCUGGCUCCCGCCGCCGUCGCACUCCGUCUCCACCCAAGGUUACAUGCCUGGCCGUCUGUACGACCUGGACGCGUCCAAGUACGGGACGGCAGCGGAGCUCAAGUCCCUGAUCGCCGCGUUCCACGGCAAGGGCGUGCAGGUGGUGGCGGACAUCGUCAUCAACCACCGGUGCGCCGACUACAAGGACGCCCGCGGCAUCUACUGCAUCUUCGAGGGCGGCACGCCCGACGGCCGCCUGGACUGGGGCCCCCACAUGAUCUGCCGCGACGACACCAUAUACUCGGACGGCACGGCCAACCUCGACACCGGCGCCGACUUCGCCGCGGCGCCCGACAUCGACCACCUCAACGACCGCGUCCAGCGGGAGCUCACCGACUGGCUGCUCUGGCUCAAGUCGUCCGACCUGGGCUUCGACGCCUGGCGCCUCGACUUCGCCAAGGGCUACUCCCCCGAGGUCGCCAAGGUCUACGUCGACGCCACGGCCCCGACCUUCGCCGUCGCCGAGGUAUGGAACAGCAUGGCGUACGACGGGGACAACAAGCCCGAGUACGACCAGGACCCGCACCGGCAGGCGCUGGUGGACUGGGUGGACAGGGUGGGCGGGGCGGCUUCGCCGGCCACCGUCUUCGACUUCACCACCAAGGGCAUCCUCAACGCCGCCGUCGAAGGCGAGCUGUGGCGGCUCAUCGACCCGCAGGGGAAGGCGCCGGGAGUCAUCGGCUGGUGGCCUGCCAAGGCCGUCACCUUUGUCGACAACCACGACACCGGCUCCACGCAGGCCAUGUGGCCGUUCCCCUCCGACAAGGUCAUGCAGGGCUACGCCUACAUCCUCACGCACCCCGGCAACCCGUGCAUUUUCUACGACCACUUCUUCGACUGGGGGUUUAAGGACGAAAUCGCCGCCCUGGUGGCGGUGCGCAAGCGCAAUGGCAUCACGCCGACGAGCGAGCUCACCAUCCUUGAGCACGACGGCGACUCCUAUGUGGCGGAGAUUGACGGCAAGGUCAUCGUAAAGAUCGGGUCCAGGUACGACGUCGGCCAUCUCAUCCCGGCGGGUUUUGAGGUUGCCGCCCACGGCAACGACUACGCCGUCUGGGAGAAAGCCGGCGCCGAACAAGUGACUCGAGCAUAAUAGAGUGCUCGAGAUACCGAUUUGAUUCUCAGUACAAUGUACACGGGACUGCAUUGAUAAAAUAAGUGGUUUCUCCUCUAAUAAGUAAGGGAGCGUAAAAGGGCAAUUGGAGCCAUGCAUAUGUAACCUUAAAAUAUUGUUGAGUAAAAUAUAAAGGUGAUCCCUAAAUUCUCCUUUUC
Messenger RNA from Zea mays, 1526 nucleotides. RefSeq names its product Alpha-amylase 1. Gene Ontology annotation, biological process: carbohydrate metabolic process. The transcript has 4 exons. The record is from RefSeq and is marked validated. The coding region runs from base 46 to 1347 and encodes 433 amino acids. Gene Ontology annotation, molecular function: calcium ion binding; alpha-amylase activity. Lineage: Eukaryota; Viridiplantae; Streptophyta; Magnoliopsida; Poales; Poaceae.